UCUCUAUGGUGAAAAGUCAUGAAAAAUAGAAAUAAUACAUGGUGAAUGUAUGUUAUACGUUCUGUGAUUUCUGUCGAAAAAUACAAAAUUCUUUCUAUAAACCAUGUUAAAGGAUAGAGUGCAGAUUACUUUUGAAGAUAAAUGGCCUUCUAUGCGUCCGAUAGUUUUGAAGCUUUUAAAACAAGAAACAGUUACCCAAAUAGAAUGGCAAGAUUUAUUCGGAGCUGUACAUACGGUAUGCCUUUGGGACGAAAGGGGCGCUUACAAGUUAAGAGAUGCUUUGCAGCAAGAUAUAACGAUGUACAUAAAGCAAGCUCAGGCUCGUGUACUUGCGCAAAGAGAAGACCAAGCCCUUCUUAAAGCAUACAUAGCAGAAUGGGGAAAAUUUUUCACACAAUGUAACUAUUUACCGACACCUUUUCGUCAAUUAGAAAAUUCUAUAAACAAUGUAAGUAAAGUUACAAUUACCAACACAUCUAACGCACUGAAAAAGAAUCACAAUAACAAUGUAGAGGAAAGUUUGGUUCGCAAACUAAUGUUAGAUUCAUGGAACCAAAGUAUAUUUGUGGAUAUCAAGCAAAGAUUGCAGGAUUCUGCAAUGAAAUUAGUGCAAGCUGAGAGGAAUGGAGAGUCCUUUGAUUCCCAAUUGGUCAUUGGAGUUAGAGAGUCAUAUGUGAAUCUAUGUUCAAAAGCAAGUGAUAAACUGCAAAUAUACAGAGAAAAUUUUGAAGCAGCUUACAUGCAAGCCACUGAAGAAUUCUACAAAUACAAAGCUAAUGAACAUUUGUUGUCUAAUGGUGUACAGUCAUAUAUGAAAUAUGCUGAUCAACGUUUAAAGGAGGAAGAAGCUCGGGCACAUAGAUAUUUGGAGCCAGGCAGUGGGAGUGUUUCCGCACUAACACAAUGCUGUGAGAGAGUGAUAAUUUCUGAACAUUUGCCUACAUUAUUGGCUGAGAGUGCACCAUUAAUUAAAGCUGGGGAGACAGAAAAACUGCAGCUUAUGUUCCGCCUGAUAGAUAGAGUGCCAGGGGGAGUUACACUUAUACUGAGAGACUUAGAAGCUCAUAUUGUGUCAGCUGGUUUAGCUGACAUGGUAGCAUCUGCCGAUAUUAUAACAAGUGACUCAGAAAAGUAUGUAGAACGCUUACUAGAUUUAUUCAGAAGGUUCAGUACCCUAGUUAAAGAAGCGUUUAUGGAUGAUCCUAGGUUUUUAACUGCUAGGGACAAAGCUUACAAAUGUGUUGUGAAUGAUACAACAGUUUUUAAACUAGAGCUGCCAUCUUCGGCGCUCCUUCGUGGCAGUAAAGGUACAGCACCUGAAAGCAAGUGUCCCGAACUGCUCGCAAAUUACUGUGAUAUGUUGUUACGAAAAACUCCUUUGAGUAAACGCUUAACUACUGAACAAAUAGAAUCUCGUUUAAAAGAUGUACUCUUAGUUUUGAAGUAUAUUGAGAACAAAGAUGUCUUUAUGAGAUAUCAUAAAGCGCAUUUAACCAGAAGGUUAAUAUUAGACUCAAGUGCAGACUCUGAAAAGGAAGAAGAUAUGGUUGAGUGGUUGAGAGAAGUGGGGAUGCCGGCUGAUUAUGUGAAUAAGUUAGCUCGAAUGUUCCAAGAUAUUAAAGUAAGUGAAGAUCUCAAUAUUCAAUUUAGAGGUGAAACGACGCGUCAUGAUGCGAUCAAUAUCAAGAUUCUGAAUGCAGGAGCUUGGGCUCGAGGCUCUGAAAGGGUAACAGUUAGUUUGCCGUUAGAGUUGGAGGAUUAUAUACCAGAGGUUGAGGAGUUUUAUAAGAAGAAGCAUUCCGGUAGGAAAUUGCAGUGGUACCAUCAUAUGAGUAAUGGUACAAUCACAUUUGCUAACACAGUUGGUAGGUUUGAUUUGGAUGUGACCACUUUCCAAAUGGCAGUUUUGUUUGCAUGGAACCAAAGACCAAUGGAGCGGGUGACUUAUGAAAACUUAAGACUUGCAACAGAGCUUCCUGAUCCAGAAUUGAGAAGGACUUUAUGGUCUCUUGUUGCAUUUCCUAAACUCAAACGGCAACUACUCUGUUAUGAACCAAUGGUUCAGAAUCCAAAAGAUUUUGCAGAAAAUACAGCUUUUUGGGUAAAUCAAGAGUUUGCUCUGGUUAAGAAUGGGAAACCUCAAAGGCGUGGGAAAUUGAAUUUGAUUGGCCGACUGCAGUUGAGCACUGAACGUUCCCAGAUUGAGGAUAACCAUUCAAUUGUACAAUUAAGGAUUUUGAGAACUCAAGAGGCCAUUAUUAAAAUACUGAAGAUGAGGAAACGCAUCACAAAUACAGCUUUGCAGAGCGAACUCAUUGAAAUUUUGAAAAAUAUGUUCUUGCCUUCAAAGAAGAUGAUUAAGGAGCAGUUGGAGUGGCUCAUAGAACAUAAGUAUAUGCGACGAGAUGACGAGGACAUCAACACUUUUAUAUACAUGGCCUAGUGCAUUUAUAAAUAAUAAUGAAAUAAGAUCAUGUAAAUUAUUUACUCGAAAUCAUCAAGUUUUUUUAUUUAACAAUGUACAAUAAUAAUGGAUUGAAAUUAAAACCAGUUAUUAUUUCCUUUCAAUGACUAUUACAAGUUUGUUUUAUCAAUGACUGAAUAUUUUUACAACAGAUAGCAAAAUGUUUUUGUACAAGCGUUUUUGCAGUGGAAACAGUUAUGCAACUAAAAACAUUUAAUGUAAGUUAAGAUGAGAAUAGCAACAAGGUUAGUGUAAAAAUAAAACAUGUGUUACAUU
This is a messenger RNA of Papilio polytes (common Mormon), 2740 nucleotides long. RefSeq names its product cullin-5 (gene Cul5). Gene Ontology annotation, biological process: SCF-dependent proteasomal ubiquitin-dependent protein catabolic process; protein ubiquitination. Lineage: Eukaryota; Metazoa; Arthropoda; Insecta; Lepidoptera; Papilionidae. The transcript is spliced from 4 exons. The coding region runs from base 104 to 2443 and encodes 779 amino acids. The record is from RefSeq and is a predicted model, not a curated record. Gene Ontology annotation, cellular component: Cul5-RING ubiquitin ligase complex; SCF ubiquitin ligase complex. Gene Ontology annotation, molecular function: ubiquitin protein ligase binding.